AUGAGUUCUGGAAUGCCUGAAUUGGGCUCCAAGAUAAGCCUAAUAUCUAAAGCAGACAUUCGCUACGAAGGCCGGCUUUUCACCGUUGAUCCUCAAGAAUGUACCAUCGCUUUGGCUAGCGUGCGUUCGUUUGGUACCGAGGAUCGUGAGACACAGUACCCUGUUGCACCACAGAGCCAGGUGUAUGACUACAUCUUGUUCCGUGGUUCUGACAUCAAGGAUAUUCGAGUGCUGAACAAUGUCCCCUCCAUACCCAAUGACCCGGCUAUCAUGCAGAUGUCUGUGCCACCCACACUGGGUGCCGGCAGCGCACCGGGCCAGUUCACGGGCCAAUACAACCACCCCGUGGUCGGGCAGGCGCCUUACCCCCAGUACCACCCGAUGGCAGGAUUUCCAGGAGGUGUCCAUCCCCAGAUCAACAAGACCAGUGAGUUGUCUCCGCAAACCUCAGUGGAGCUGGCACCCCAGCCCCCGCCUGUCACGGGUCCGAUUGGCUCAGGAGUGGCGCAUCACGCCAAUCAAGUGAAAGACCAAGGCUCAAUGCUUGAUCUUAUUGGAGGAGGAUCUCAGCAAAGCGCGUCGCGGUCAGGUACGCCGGCCGUGGGCGCGCACAGGAAGAGCCCUACUGCGGACCAGGGCACGCAGGUCGGCUCUGUGGCUAGUGGGUCUAGCCAGCAGCGAGACAGCCGACGCAACAGCAACGGUCAGGCGCAGAAGGGUCCGGGAAACCGUAACCGCACGAACUCACGCAACCGGCAGCGCUACCCCAGCGGCGGCGCCCCAUCCACGCACCAGCCGCAGCACCAGGGCCAGCAACACUCGCAGCAACAUGCGCAGCACAGCCAACACAGUCAGCCCUCCACCAACCAGCAGGCACAUCACCAUCACCAAGCUGGUAACUUCUCUGGAGCCGGGCAGGGCUACAACCGUGGCGGUUGGAGAGGCCGGCCCCGUGGUCGCGGUCGUGGUUUCGUGCCCCGCAACAAGAAUACCCUGAAGUUCGACAAGGAUUAUGACUUUGAGCAAGCUAACACUGAAUUUGAGGAGCUACGUAGCCAACUUGCCAAGACUAAGAUUUCUGAUGGAGAGGUGAAAGUUGAGGAGUCUGAAGUAAUUAUUAUAACGCAGGGUGAGGUUGACAAGAAGGAUGACUCUGGAAAUGAGACUGGCGCGGGUGAACCCGAAGUUGAUGAAGACCAGAAUGGUUAUACAGGAUAUGACAAGAACAAGAGUUUCUUUGACAACAUCUCCUGUGAGGCUGUUGAGAGGUCUAAGGGCAGGAGCCAGCGAACAGACUGGCGGACGGAGCGCAAGUUGAAUUCUGAGACGUUCGGCGUGGCGUCCGCGCGCAGGGGAGCGUGGCGCGGCCGCGGGGGCUGGCGUCAUCACAACCCUCAGCAUCAACAGUACGCUAACUACGUACACAGUUUCUCAGACGACGGUAGAUGGCGUGCGAUGCGCGGUGGUCCCCGUGGCGGUCCGCGCGGCGGAGGGCGAGGUCCCCGGCCGGCGCCCGCGCCCGUCGCGCAGCCCUCCACCACGCAACCGCAGCCCGCACCCACUGCGGGUAUGUAG
Messenger RNA from Spodoptera littoralis (African cotton leafworm), 1575 nucleotides. The record is from the annotation of a GenBank genome assembly. Lineage: Eukaryota; Metazoa; Arthropoda; Insecta; Lepidoptera; Noctuidae.